Messenger RNA from Galleria mellonella (greater wax moth), 4957 nucleotides. RefSeq names its product A disintegrin and metalloproteinase with thrombospondin motifs adt-1-like (gene stl). Gene Ontology annotation, biological process: proteolysis; extracellular matrix organization. Gene Ontology annotation, molecular function: metalloendopeptidase activity. The transcript has 18 exons. Gene Ontology annotation, cellular component: extracellular matrix. Lineage: Eukaryota; Metazoa; Arthropoda; Insecta; Lepidoptera; Pyralidae. The record is from RefSeq and is a predicted model, not a curated record. Bases 265 to 3297 code for a protein of 1010 amino acids.
CCGCGAAACACCGCGAUCUGCCGCCUGCGAGCAAAUCGCGAGAAGAGGCUGUACGCUAGUUUUCCUUUGCGCGAAAAAAAGUAACAAAAGUAGGCGUCAACAUAAUAUGCCUACAAUUCGAAAAUUAAAAACGCGCGCCAAUAAGAUGACAUAAACAACAUCAUUCACAAUUAAUUUAGUUUCGUUUUAUUUUAUAUUUAAUAAAAGAAAAUGUGACAUUUAUCAGUUUAAAUUACUAUUACAAAUAGUGCAUUUAAUUUAAUAAUGGUGGUUUAUUGGCAGAAAGUGCUUCUGGCAACAAUCCUAACUUCGAUCUUGGAUGUCAAUAGUGAACUGUUCGGAAAUGAUGAACAUUCAAAACAACUAUUAGAUCAUUUGUCGGAGUCAGAAAAAAUAUUUCUGUUUGGUGCCAAUCACAAUGAAGCUCAAUUCGAGAUAGCGCAUCUAAAGCAACCCAAACGUCGUAAACGCUCAUUAUCCUACGACGACAAUGAACUAGUCUCUCUGAAGAAUCAUUUAGGUGUUAAAGUGGCUCCCAGAAGUAGCUUCCUAGACCCCCAGUUCCUACUCAUGAGAAGAUGGUCCAACAGUACUGACCUCGUAUUGGACCUACACACUGAUGAAGAGUUAGAUCACUGUUACUAUAGAAGUGAUGAUGCGGCAUUAUAUGCAUGUGAAGACGUGAGAGGAUUAAUAAAAUCCAAUAAUAGUUACUACUAUAUCCAUCCGUUACCAGAAAGAUUUCAUCAUGAAGAUUCCAAAGCCCAUGUGAUAGUCAAACGACAAAUAACAGACUUAUCUUCAGAUACUAAUUAUCAAAAGGAGGACACUUGUGUCGAAAGACAGAGUAUCGAUACAUCUAUCACUCCUCAGCCAGUUAGAAUAUGGACGAAGCAUAGAAGAAAAAGGGGAGUAACUAGUGCGAACACAGAAAAUAAUUUAGAAGGAUUUAAAUUGAAUCUAGCUCAUAGAAAUAAAACUAUAGGAGCGUUUAUUGAAAAACUAACGACUGAUGCAAAGAGACAGAAAAGAGCUGUGUUGCCAGCAGUUUUUGUGGAGACGGCCGUUUUUGUUGAUAGAGAUUUAUAUAAACAUAUGACUGUGAAUUUUCCUAAAGAUACAGAGAGGGAAUUGGUUAGAUUUGUUUUAGCAAUGAUCAACGCGGUACAGUUGUUGUACCACGAUCCGUCUUUGGGAAGACCUGUUAAUUUUAUUUUAAAAAGAUUAGAAAUUCUUCAUGAAGACCCAGUGAAUUUGAAACGACCACAUGAUAUAGAUAGAUUUUUAAGUAAUUUUUGUACAUGGCAAAGGCUGGAGAAUCCACCAGGUGACAAUGAUCCAUUACAUUGGGACCACGCCUUGAUUUUAACUGGAUUAGACUUGUACGUUGUUAAUAAAAAUGGUAAAGUCAGCAGUCAGGUCGUUGGUCUCGCCCCAGUGGCUGGUAUGUGUACAGUCACUAGCAGUUGCACAGUUAACGAAGGAAGACAUUUUGAAAGCGUUUACGUGGUGGCACAUGAAAUAGGUCAUAACCUCGGCAUGCGCCAUGACGGUCCGCUAGCAGACAACGGCUGUGACCCAAGCGCGUACCUCAUGAGCCCAACCCUCGGUAGCGGGAAGAUUACCUGGUCACAAUGCAGUAAAAACUAUCUGCAGAAGUUUCUUGAUACUGUUCAAUCUCGAUGUUUGUUGGACCAUGGAAAUUCUGCUGGGCAGUUGGACCACAGUGCUGAAGGUAUACUGCCUGGUGAGAGAUUUGACGCUGAUCAACAAUGCAUGUUAAAAUACGGUAGUGGAAGUCGCCACUCCGCUGCUCAGAACUUGGAGGAGAUCUGCAGAGAUUUGCACUGCCAGAGGGAGAGGUACACGUGGACCUCGCAUCCUGCGCUCGAGGGGACCAAAUGUGGUGAAGAUAUGUACUGCCGCGGCGGGUCGUGCGCGGGUGGCGCGGGGGCGGCGGGCGGCGCGUGGGCGCGCUGGUCGCGCUGGUCGCGCUGGGCGGAGUGCGCGUCCGCGUGCCUGCUGGACGAGCGCCGAGCGCCCGCCGCCGCCGGCGUCGCCGUCGCCGCGCGCCGCUGCACGCGCCCGCGACAUGAAAACAGCAAUAACUACUGUUCGGGUCACGACAAGAAGUAUCAGACGUGUCACGCGGAACAGUGUAACAACGUACCAAGGAUGACUGUGAGGGAGUUCGCUGAUGAGAUCUGCUCUAGAGCGCGAGACGUGGACCCUGACCUCAUCGGCACCGGUCUGCAGAGGCUAGACACUGAUGAUAUGAGCAGCGCGUGUGCGGUGUGGUGCGACACGAGAGGUGGCGGUUACAAGUCCCGGGGCUGGACCCUGCCCGAUGGCACGGCUUGUUCAAGAACAUCACCCAUGUUCUGUAUUUCAGGAGUCUGUCAGAAAUUCACAUGCUCUUCAAAUCCUGACAACGAGUUCACUUUGAAGCCGAGUGACUGUGAAUGGGAGGCACUGCAGUUACAAACGGCAACACCGCACAGUACCUCAACAAAAACCUCCGGCACGUGGCGGCGUGCGGUGGGGUCCCAGUGGCGGCCGACGAGCGGCUGCCACUACCACUGCGUGACGCCGGGCGUCGGCGUGCGGCUCGUGCGAUCUGCCUCGCGCCACACCGCCAGCAUACAGCUGUGCCGCCCCGACACCACCAGGCCUGAUCUCGGUUGCACGCAACGCAAGACACCUUACCAGUACGCAACCAUGGUGUGCAGCAAGUACAAAGAGAGAGUCAGACGGCUGUCCGGUCUGGGGAUGCAGAUAUCGCCCGCACUCGAGGAUCCAGACCGUCCAUGCCGCAUUGCAUGCCAGGAUGAGCGGGUGUCGCACCGGUUCUACUUGGUGAACGGGCACGAGGGCUGGUUCCCGCUCGGCACCGCCUGCGGGAAGAACAACUCCUCAUACUGCGUCAGCGGCAAGUGCUUGGAGUUCGGCCCUGACAACACCCCCCUAUCUGAGAUGGUGUUCACGCUGCCGCUACUGGGCCGGAGUAGCACCAGUUCGAGCAGCAGCGUCUCGUCGAGCAGCAGCGUGCGGCGCGUGACGUCACGACACCGGCGCCGGCGCAGCCUUCACCGCGACAGGAUCACGGUGAAGGCCACGCUCGAGCAGCGCCAUCUGGAGGAGCUGAUCGCGAGGCUCAAUCUUACACACAAUGGCAACGAGCACAUAACGUACUACGACACUGUGCCGGACAACAUAGAGGUGGACUUCAACAACCCCAUACAUAUAGCGCCCGAGGACACGCUGAUGAGGAAACCGCCGCGACCCACUUGGGACUAAGAAUUGUCUACAAUUCUCGGACUAAAAUUAAUUUUGAGGCGAUCAAAUUUGAAUUAAGCUUGGAAUAUUUCACAAAUAGCAUGUUAAUCACUAUCAUCACUACAAAGGCGCUUCCCGUCUGUCUGUUCCUAUGCAGGCUUAGGUCUUUAAAACUAUAUAACGGAUUUUUAUACAACUUAGAAUGGCAAACAAGCUGACAGCCCACCUGAUGGAAAGUGGUAACCACCUGAGUCCUCAAGAAUCUACGGCGAUUCUUAAGGACUCAGAUGUUAUUGCUCUGUACCCUGUAAAUUCACCCUUCAAACCGAAAAACAGCUAUGCUAUAAUAACACCUGAGUCCUCAGGAAUGGCAACGCAUGGGGGGUAUCAUGGGCGAAACAGUAUACUCUGUUAUGUCCAUGGUACUGCUCAUGUCUAUAGGCGAUGGUUACCACUUUCCAUCAGGUGGGCCGUCAGCUUGUUUGCCAUUCUAAGUUGUAUAAAAAAAAAUCAUAUGAAAAGCAAAACCAUAUGUCACACCUGUUACUUCCCUUCUUCUUGUAAUUUCACCGCCGUAUGUCCUUCAAAUUGGAACAACUCUGCAAGCGUAGAUGCUUGGUGAUAGAAACAUAAGUGGUACAUAACAGAGGUGUCUAUAGCUUUUAUAAUGGAUGAUAAUGGAAUGGUAACCCCGCCUGUGCUAUCGGUAUGGACUAGCGGUACACCAGUGAGGGAUGACAGAUGAGAAUGAGAAGACAGAUCAAUUAGCCCAUCGUGAUAAAUACACUUGAAAUUCAACACGACGGUUUGGCCACGGGGAAGUCGAUCUACCCUGUCAGAUCGACUGCUAUUGGUGGUACGCAUUACUAACAAUCCCUCUGAGGAAUAUAAUAGUAACCCCGUCUGCGGUAUACGCUGGUGGGAGACUAGAAAAGGAUGAUAGUUGGAGAUGGAUACAGGCCAGUUAGCCCAUCAUGAUGAAUUCAUCAGGAAUUAACCAUGAUAGUUUCCAGGGAGAACCGCGAGGAGGUCGACCUGGUUAGGUAUAUUGCUAGCAAUAGGAUUCUCAGUCUCUAUUACUAACAAUCCCUCCCCCCCCCUUAUAGGAUUAGGAAACAAUCGUGCUACGUAAUACCAUUUUUAUGACAAUUAGCAAUCGUUGGCAGUGUUUGUGGCCGUCAUACGGAAUUACCUGUCUAGUCGGUGGGAAAGGGAUUGUUAGUAAUGACCUUUAACAACCUCAUUACUAGCAAUACACCCUAUCAGGUCGACCUCCACGCGGUUUCCAGUGGGAACUAUAGUGGCUAAUUCUUGUUCAAUUGGUCACUAUGGGCCAACUGACCUACCAUCAUCCUCACCUGUCACCCUUCACUGGAGCCUUGUUAGCAUAUACCGAUAGCGCAAGCGGGGUUACCAUUCCAUAUUCACCCAUAAAAAAAAGUAGGACCUAGUCGCUGUCGUGCGAGGUAAAUACCAUUAAAUAAUUCGGUUAAGACCCGACAGUCUAUGUAAAGCGGUACAUUAUGUAUAGUCAAUGCAAUAAAGUUGAAAUUAUUUAUAAUAUAGUUUCAUCGACUGUACAAUUGUUGUGAUCAUUUUUUAGUAUUUAUUUUAGAGAAUUUUAUACUUUGUUAUAUAAGUAGGUAGGUUUUUAAUUAUUAAUUAAAUAAUAUAUUAUACA